AUUCCAAACAUUGAACAUUUCGAGCAGUGUCUACACUGUACACAAACUAAGGCGAACUAUUGAUACAGUUGAAGAAGCCUUCGCCAGUCUGUGACACAAAAUAGCUAAGCCAUCUCUACUUCACUACAUAAACGUUUUUUUCUUCUUCUCUCUCUCUCUCUCUCUCUCUCUCUCUCUCUUUCUCUUCCUUGAUAUUGUUGGCGUUGUUAUUCGAGAUUAAAGAUCGUAACGCACACUAGAUAGGCGAGUGAAUGCAGAGAAAAACGUAAACAACAACAAAACAAAUGCAUACAUAGACACAGGCGAGAGGCGAUAGAUAGAAGUGGCUUUAUAAAAAGGAUCCAUGGUGAAUUUUUCACCAUUUCAGUUUUGAUUUUCUGAGCGAACACAAACGAUCGAAAAAAAUUGAAUGAAAGCUGAAUAAAAAAGACAUUGUAGGCACAAUGCUAAAAUUUACAUUAUUUUUAAUUAGUGUAGUUUUACUCGACUGCAUUGUUGCGGCUCCUGUAAGCAAAGCAAAUGGAUGCAGACAAGGAUGCCCAUCAACAAGCAAAGGGAGUAAACUAAAGUAUCAACCAGGCCAAGUAUAUAGCUAUAAUUUUGACAGUACUGUAUCGAUUUCGUUGACUGGCAAUGAUCCACAAGAUAUUCAGUUGCAAGUGCAGGGUACGGCUCAUGUGCACGGUUAUUCAAACUGCCAAUACGGUUUGGAUUUGAAUGACGUAACAUUGAUUGGACCGGAUAAGGGCAAAACUAAAUUCAAUCCGAAAUUACAAUUGUCAAAUAUCGUGCAAUUCACAUUGUCCGAUGACAAAUUGGAACCAGAGAUUUGCGCCAAUCCCGAUGAUUCCGAUGUAUCGUUGAACAUAAAACGAGCUGUGAUUUCAUUGUUGCAAUUGAACGAAGGAACGACCGAGGAAACGGAUGUGUUUGGCAAAUGUCAAACAAAUUACGUUGUUAACAAGAAUGAUGAUGGAUCGUUUGUGGUGACCAAAACUCGUGAUUUGAACUCGUGCAGCCAUCGCGAGAGUUUCGUUAAUGGAUUUAUCACUGGUGUUUUCAAUGAAAACAGCAAGGUGAAAUCGACGCCAUUGUUGAACGGCGAUUACACCAACGAAAUUCGUGUCAAUAAAGAUGGUAUCGUUGAAUCGGCUCAAGUUGUUGAGGACUACACAUUGGUACCAUUCUCAAAUGGUGAAGCUGGUGUUAGAGCUCGUGUUGUUACGUCGCUACGAUUCAAGAACCAAAAACCAAAUGGCAAUGAAAAGUCAUCGGUCUCGGUUCCACGCACAUUGAUUCACGAAACGGUUAACAAACCACAAGCGGUUAACUACCAAAUCGCCAAGAAAUCGUUGUUGGGCAUUUGUGAUACGUACGCUCAACGUAAGAACAGCGUUGGAGCAGAAGUUGCCGGCCAAUUCACCGAAACCAUUCGCUUGUUACGCUACUUGAAAAAGGACGACAUCCUACACUUGUUCAAAGAAGCUUCGCAAUUGAAAGACAAUCCAGUUUGCCGUAAAGUAUUCUUGGACGCCGUUUUCCGUGUGGCCAGCGCCGAUUCAAUCAAUGCCAUUGCCUCGUUGUUGGAGAACAACAAAAUUCAUGAAAAACGUUUGGCUUACCUUUCAUUCAAUUUGGCUACAUCGGUUAACAAAGAAACCAUCGGUGUUCUAGUGAAAUUGCUCGAUAAAGACAAUUUGAAAGAAGCAUACUUAAGCAUUGGAAACUUGAUCAAGAAAUACACUCAACAAGAAGGUAGCGAAGGUAAUGCUGAUCUCGUGAAAUUGUUCGACAAAUUGGCCGAUAGAUUGGGCAGCUGCAAGAGUGAAAAGCGUCAACAAGAAGAUGCGAUCGUUGCCAUUUUGAAGGGAUUGCGUGGUGCCAAGGGCGUCAAUGGAUCACUUUUAGAUAAAUUGGUGAAAUGCGCAAGUGAAGGCAAUGCUGGCCGUGUUCGUGCCGCUGCCAUUCAAGCAUUCACAUCGGCUUCAUGUGACAGCAAAAUCCAAUCGGCUGCUUUGAACCUCUUGAAAAACCGUAAAGAUGACUCGGAAUUCCGUAUUGAAGCCUACUUGGCGCUGCUCGAUUGCUCAACACCACAAAUUGCCGGCGAAGUUGCAAAAUUGUUGGAAGACGAACCCGUUUACCAAGUUGGCUCAUUCAUCGUUUCGCAUUUGUCCAAUUUGCGUUCAUCAACCGACUUGUACCGUGAAAAUGCCCGUAAAAACUUUGCUGAUGUGUACGCAUCGAAGAAGUUCCCAAGUGACAUUCGAAAAUUCUCAUUCAACCAUGAAUUCUCGUAUGAAUUUGGAUCGUUGGGCUUGGGCGGUAGCAUUGACAACAAUAUCAUUUACUCGCAAAACUCAUUCACACCACGUUCCAUUCGCUCUAAUUUGACUGGUGAAUUAUUUGGCACCAGCUUCAACAUCUUCGAAUUGAGCGGUCGUCAAGAGAACUUUGACUUGGUUUUGGAACGCUACUUCGGAGCAAAAGGCUACUUCAACACAGUGAAUAAACAAGAAGCAUUGACUAAACUCCAUGAACUAGUUACUGGUGGUGCAUACCGUCCAAAACGUGGAAUCGCCCAAGAUGCUGACACCUUCGGAAAGGACUUUGUCGGUGCGUUGAGCCGCGAUGUUGACUUUGAUUUGUCGGUGAAAAUGUUCGGCUCGGAAUUGUACUUCUUGAGUUUGGGUGACAAUUUCCCAUCGGAAAAUAAGGAUUUUAGCAAAGAAUUCGGUCGUUUCUUGCAAAACUUUUUGAAAGCAACCAAAGAUGGCAAAAAGCAUCAAUACGAUGUUCACUCAUUGUUCCUCGAUGCUGAAUUCUCGUAUCCAACCAGUUCCGGUUUCCCAUUGAAGAUUCAAUCACAAGGUGCUGGUGCUUUCCGUUUGGAAGCCACACUCAAGGCUGACUUCAAGAAUAUUCAAGCCAAGCCGAAGGAAACCAAAUUCGCAGUCAGCCUUGUGCCAAGCUACAACGUUGAAUUGACCGGAAUCAUCAGUGUUGACGGAUACGAAGUUACCGCUGGCGUGAAGGUGACAAGCAACGUACACAGUUCCACUGGAACACAAUUGUCAUUCGAAUUGUUGAAUCAAGGCAAAGGUGUUGACAUUAAGAUUGAUUUCCCAUUGAAGAAACAAGAAAUCUUGAGCUUUGACCACAAAAUCGUCUUCAUCCAACAGAACUUGGGACACGAAAGCAUUACACACAACUUGAAAUCGGCACAAAAGAAAGACGUUAACGUUCGCAACGAUUGCUUCGAUCAAUUCAACAAAUACUUGGGUGUUACAGUUUGCUACGAAUUGAGCACCAAGAAAGGCGAAAAAUUGGCUAACAGCCGCUUGUUCCCAUUGAAUGGUCCAGCUCGCAUUUCAGCCUACGUCGAAAUCGAGAAGCAAUACCAUUUCAGUGCCUUGUACGAUGACACAAACUCACAAAAACGUGCAUUGGAUUUGGUAUUCGAUACACCAGAAUCAACGGAAACUCGCAAAGUUUCGAUCAAAUUCGAGGGUGCCCUCUCACCAAAGGCUUACUUCAGCGCUGAAAUUGUAUCGCCAUACAAAUCGGCAAAGGCUGAAGUUGGUGUCACCAAUGACGACAAAGAAUUGAUUCUCUACGGACAAGCCAGCAGCGAUGCUCGGCAAUAUUUGUUGAAAUUCGGUUUCAAGAAAAGUGGAUCGGGUGCACGCCAUGAAUACACUCCAAUCAUUGAGUACAACAAUCCUGAAGCCAUUCCAUACAAGGUGAGCGGCAAAUUGAUUGCCGAUUCAUCAGCAGCGCCAAAGACCCGGUACACAUUCGAAAAAUUGACCGUUGAACCAGCACAAAGCGGCGGCAAAUUCGGUCCAUUGGUACUCGAUGGAUGGUUUGAACACGAAAAACUUGAACGCUUCGAAACUGAUCUCAAUGCUAAGUACAAGGAUAGCUCGGCCAAUGUCAAGGGUAAAGUGAUUGCAAAACAACAAGAAUUCGAAGCAGAUUUGUCACUUUUGAGCGACGUUGCUGAAUUUGCCAACGGCAGAGUUAAGAUCCACUACAAACUUACCAACAAACACUGCAAAAACUCAUUCGUUUUGAUCUAUGGCAAAGACUUGGAAUCGACAACCAAACGCAUCGAAUUCACCACGGACAAUGAAUUCGAGAAGCAAGAUAACAAAUACACCAGCGUUAAGGUGAAGAACACACUCAUCAUCGCACCAAUCCCAAUAAAAUUGGUGAUUAACGGUGGCAUCCACAAGAAUCAUGUUGACUAUGAUGUUAUCUUUGGCUAUGCUAAAAAUGAAAUCGAAUCGAAAUUGAACGCUGACAUCAACAAGAAGAGCAAAGGUGAUUGGAACAUUCAAUUCGAGGCGGCUGCAAACAAACACAAGGUGGAAUUUGCAUCGAAUCGUAAUAUUGACGACACCAAGCAGCGAUCAGUGGUGAAACAUGAAUUGAAAUCAAGCUUCGGCACAGAUAUCGUUCUCAAUUCGGAGUUCGACAACAAUUUCAGUGCCGAAAAGAUCGAUUACGCUGCUGACGGUAGCAUUGUUUUGGCUCGCGGUCAAAAACCAUUGAAAUUAGUAUUUAAACUGUUGGUCACACCAAAACAAGGCCAAAGCAGCGGAAAAGUGAUUGCCGACACCACAGAAUUCGUUACAUUCAACGCCGUUUUGAAUCGCAAUGGUGGCGAUUUGAACGCUCCAACCACCGGAACACUUGACUUCACCGUCCAUGAAUUUGUAAUCGCACACGGUCAAUACAAUUCACAGAAAGGCGUUGGCAAAUCGGACUUCAUUGUGACAUUCUCGAAAUUCGAUCGCAAAGUUAAAGUUGAAACCAAUUACGAAGUAUCGAGCAAUAAAUUCAAUUUGCGCAACGACUUCUACUACGACUUUGAAAAGGAUAAUACGCGCCACGUUGCAUUCGACACAAAGAACAAGUACACAAGCACCUCAUUUGACAGUGUCAACGAAGUUGAUAUCAAUGGCGAGAAAUUCCAUUUCGAAAUCGAUGGAACCAAAAAUGGCGAAUGGAAAAGUGGCAAACAAAGCGGUAAAUUCUUGUUGCGUUUGCCAACUCAACGCGAAAUUGCCGGCACAUUGAAUCGUCAAUUUGAUUACACCGCACCAAAAGCAUCGGGACACGGAAACAUUAAGCUUACCGAUACCAUUACACAAGGUGGCCGUAAAACACGUUCACUCGAUUUUGAUAUCACUUUGAAGGAUGGCAGCCGUGAACAACGAUUCUUUGAUAUCUUGCACAAGCUCACGCUCGCCGAUUUCGAUGGCAAAUCAAUUGUUGUUGACAAUCACAUCAACCACUUGCCAAAAGGAAAUUUCAAAUCGGCUUUGGCCACUCUAAAAGUUAGCGGUUCAGUUCCACACCCAAUCGAACUAAACGUUGCCAUUGAUGAAUACUGUGCCAUUCACGCUGUUUACAAUGGAAACUUCAAAUACGGUAAUGCUGGUACGGUUCAAUUGAAUGGUGAUUACUAUGUCGGUGAGGCGGGUAAAAAACCACACACAUACAAAUUGAGCGGUCAAUUAUCGGUGCCACAAAGCAAACUCAAGCAAUUUUCAUUUGAUACUCGUGGUAGCCUUAAACAACCAGACCUUUCGGCUGAUCCAAACGGCCAAUACGACUAUGAAUUCAAAUUCAACAGCAAAUUGAACGAAAAGAAUGUGGAUGUCAAUACAAAUGGCAAAUUCGGUAAGACAAAUGGUGAUUUGUCGCUCAAUGUCAAACUCCCAGAAACGGAUUCAUUCGCUGUUGACUUGGACUACAAUUAUGAUCACAAAGCCGAGCAAAAAUCGUACAACGGCAAAGGUAGUAUACAAGUUCGCUAUGGAAAUGGCAAAAACAUCAAAUUCUCCGGCGAUGCUAAAGUGGUUGAAGGCCAAGAAGUUUCAUACCAUGGUUCAAUCAGCACACCAUACGAAAAGGCAAAGAGUUUGGACUUCACAUUUAAAGGACUCAAAAAAGACGAGGACACCUUCUCAACCGAAGCCGAAUUGAACAUUGACGACAAAAAUUACAAACUUUCAAAUGUCGUUGUUACUUCACAAUUGAGCCCAUCGUUCACUCUUGAUGUUUACUAUCCACAAGGCAAACACUCAAAAGUCGCUGUUGAUAUUAGCCGCGUCGCUGAUCGCAAAUACAAAUUGGGCGUACGUUUGGUUAAUAUCAACAACUUCCAAUUGACUGGCGAUGUUGAACUGUCCUACCAAAGUAUUGAGAACUUUGGAUUGGUCGUUGACUUGGACUCGGCUGCUUUAAAAGCCAACAAAUUGCACUUGGACAUUCAUUCGAAACAAAGUGGUAACAACAAGGGCAUCGAAUUCAUCGCCACCGAACAAAACAAGAACAUUAUUAGCGGCACUGCUGAUUAUUUGGUGAAACAAGAGAAAGGAAAGACCAUCAUUGAAGGCAAAGGCAAUGUUAACUGGUACGACAAAUCAAGCGCUCUCACUUUUACAUUCGUGCGCAACACAUUCACUCAAGCUGAAAAUAACGAAACUGGCGUCAGUUUGGUAUUCAAUAGUCAAAUCGGACCAAAGAAAGUGCAAGCUGAAUUGAAAUUGACCAACCGCGAAUUCUACUUGCAACACACCAUUUGUGAAGCAACAUCAGACAAACCAUGCAUCCACUUGAAGGUGUCAUCAAUCUUGAGUGAUUUGGAAUGGAAACGAUUUACCCACAAUUUGUUGGUAAAUGUUGACUUGCGUCCACUUGGAUUUGCCCAUGAAUUCAAUGUUAAAGCCGAUACUAAACGCGAUGGAUACUUCAUUGAACACACAUUCGACACUCAAAUCCAAUCGGCCGAUCAAAAUAAAUACCAAUUCAAUGCUUUCAUUAAACCAUCAACCGCUGGUGUUGUGCUCAGCAUUCCAAAACGUACGGCUGCCGUUGAGGCAACAUUCACUUAUCCAAAAGAAUUUAUUGGUAGCUAUCAGGCAACAAUCACCAGCUACUUGGAUAAGAAGAACAACCCAGGCAAACACAGUACAAUCAGUUUCAAGGGAGAGAUUAAGCGUCCAAGCAAAUUGACAUUCAUUGCAACUGGUUCAUUGGUUGCCAGCCAUCCAUCGGUGAAGGAAUUGAAGAUUAGCGGCGAAACGGAAUUCAGUGGCGAAAAGAAAUUGCUUAACGGCAACGUGAAAUUCGACGUAUUCAAGAAUACCAAUCAAGCCAUCGUUAUUGCUGCCAAAUAUGUCAACACUGAUGCUUCAUCGAAAGGAUUCAAUCUCACAUCGGAAGUGUCAUUGAAGAGCCCUGGCCUUGGAUUGAACUAUGCAUUCAUCGACAAUGCUGGUGUUAGCUUCGCUCGCCGGGCACUCACAUACACCUACGAAUUGCGUGGCCCAACACAAAAAGAACGUUUCGGACUCUAUUUGAACGCUGAUUUGAAGAAAGUUGACUUGAGCAUCGUUUUGUUCAAUGAAGAAUUGUUGAGAGGUACCAGUACAGUGGACACAGCCAAGAAAACGGCAUCCGUUCAAUCAACAGUGAAACUCUUGGGCUCAGAACCAAUUUUGUCAAAAGCAACCGCUUCAUUGAGCGGAUUCAACGCUAACAUUAAACAUGGAAACUUCUUGUCGAUUGAAGCCGAAGCAGCCGCUGGCAAAGCAUUGAGUUUCAAGGCCACUGGAAAUCAAAAAGUUCUGUUGAAUUUUAACGUCGCUUUAGAUCAAGCCAAUCUUUUGUCAACCGAUUACAACAUCAACGACAAAGAAUUCAAAGAAUUCUUGAAAAACGCUCGAACGAAGCUUGCCGAUGAUGGAAGACGUGCCCGAAGUGAAUUCGAAUCACGCAUCAACCAAGCCAAACAAUCGUUGACCGGACAAGUGAACUCUGUCAAGGAGAAUUUACCAGACUUUUCGAAAUUGAAUGCUGACUACAAAGAAGAAUACGAAAAAUUCAGCGAAGAUUUAUUAGCCGACAAAUCGAUCAAGGAAUUGGUCGAACUUUAUAAAAAGACUUACGAAACCUUGAACAAAACGGUUGGUGAACUUCUUCGCACAUUGAUCGAACAAUUCAACCAGAUUUCAAAGACCAUCAACGAUUUCUUGAAGCAAUUGUACGACGGUUUCAAUGAACGUAUCCUUCCAUCACUUAAAGAAUCAUACAACCACAUUGAACAGACAUUGUCAAGCUUGUUUGAUGAACUUCUUAGCUCAAUCACACAUUUGUUCGAAAAAUUGGUGGAAGCACUCAAGAAAUUCGAAGAUGAUUUCAAGAAGAUCGGCAAAUCAGUUAGUGAAUGGUCCAAGAAAGUCGGCAAAGUGCUUAACGAACAAUGGGCAAUCGUACAACGUGAACUCGAAGACAUUUACAAAUUGAUUGUUGAUCAUCUGAAAUCAUUGCCAGGAUUGGAAGUGAUUAAGGAAAAAUACAAUGAAUUGGUUCAAAGAAUCCCGGUUAGCGAUGCUGAAGAGUUCAAGAAAAUGGCCGAAAAGGCUUUGGCUACAUUGAAACAAUGGUUCUUGAUGGCUCAAGAACAAUUGCACUCGUUGGGUGUUGAUUCGGCUGAAGAUUACUACGGUUUGCCAUUCGUUUGGUUCCAAAAGAAUGCUCAAUUCUUGCCACAAUUUGCCACCUUAAAAUUCAGCAUUUUCAACUAUGCAUUGAACGAGCCACUUCCAUCAGUCAGCGAUUUGUUGCACACCUACCGUCCGUAUGCAUUCAAUCCAUUGUACCUGUUGCCACCAUUCCCGAUCGAAGGUCGUGUCAUCGAAGGCGAAUACUUGUUCACAUUCAACGGCGAUCAAAUCACAUUGCCUGGAUCGUGUCACUAUGUUUUGGCUAAGGAUAUUGUUGAUGGUAACUUCACUGUUGUGGCUAAGAUCGCUGACAAGAAAUUGCAAUCGAUCACAAUUACGGACAAGAGCGGCGAUUCAAUCGAUCUCAAUGCCAAUGGCAAGGUUUCGGUCAACGAUAAACCAAACGAAUUCCCAGUUUAUGAGCAAUCAUUGUACGCCUGGAGAACAUACUACAAGGCUUACUUGUACACGAGCUACGGUGUGAUGGUUCAAUGUAAAUUGGACUUGAAGGUGUGCCAUGUGACGAUCGAUGGUUAUUACUUCAACAAAUUGCGCGGUGUGUUCGGCAAAGGAAACUACGAACAAUUUGACGCUCAAACUUUGCCAAGCGGAAAGGUCUCAGACAGUGCAACACAAUUCAUAAAUGCAUACAAAUUGCAUUCAUGCCCAGAUGUAACCAUUGAUGAGCAUCACAAACAUGCCGACGAUGCCAAGAGUCCAGAAUGUGAAAAUGUUUUCGGUGCCGGUUCAUCAUUGCGUUUCGCCAAAUACUUGCUCGAUUCAUCGAAAUACUUUGAAGCUUGUCAACAUGCUGUGAAGAAUGCCGCCGCCGCCAACAAACAAGAAGUCGCUUGUAGCAUUGCCUACGGUUAUGCCACAUACGCUCGCUUGCAAAAUGUACCCGUUAAAAUGCCAGACAUUUGCCAAAAAUGUAAAGUCGUCGAUGAUACUGGCAAAGUAGAAUCGUAUGAAGUCGGAGAAAAAUACACACCAGCCACGGGCAAAAAAGCCGAUAUUGUUUUCGUUGUGGACAACGCAAUUGAAUCGAAAUCACUCACCGAAUUGGUUAACCGCUUUAUCUCAGAAUUGCGACACUCAUUGGAUAAGGGUGGAAAAUACGAUACACAAAUCAGUGUGAUCGGUUACAAGAAGGGUGAAAAAUACUUCAGCCACUAUACAUCAGAUGGUAAAUUGGACAUUACGAAAUUCCAUUUGUCAAAGAAGCCCGAAUACAGCAUCCAGGAAGAAAAGAUCGUUUCGGUUGGCUGCAAAUACUUGGAUCAAGUUUUGCAAACAUUGUACAAUACCAGCAUCAAGAUUCAGGAUGAACUCAGUCUUUUGGCUGACGGUCGUGCUUUCCGUGAAGCUCUCCACUAUCCAUUCCGUUCAAAUGCUCACCGUUCAAUCAUUGCCAUUCGUUCAGACGUUUUGCAGCAUUCACCAAACCCAAUUAAGUUGCUCGGAGCGAAGGCUGUCAAUGAAAUUGCUAAACGUAUGGGCAUCAACAUUCACUUGCUUGCCCCAACACCAGAAUUGAAAUUCGAUAACAACAAGGAAAUCAGCAAAGUGGUCGGUUUCAAUGACAAGAGCGUUUUGUACAUGCCAGGCGAAAAAGAACGCAGCCAAGAUCGUCAACAUCUGCAAUAUGGCAUUGAUUUGGGCAUUGAUAUGGUUAGCGAAAACCACGGAUAUGCAUUCAGUUUGAACAAUUACAAUGCACUCGACGAUCAGAAUCAACGUAAAUUCUUGAAAGUUGCCGCCACAAACAUCGCCCAACAAAUCACAAAGACCGAAAGUGUUCAAGAAUGUGUGUGCACUCUUUAUAACGGCCUCGAUCCACGCGAAUACUGCCGUGAAACCGAAAGAAACGCCAAAACACGCAAAUAAAUCUAGACGAUAGUGAUUUGUAAUUUUGUGCCGAUAAAAACAAACAUCUCAAAAAUAUUUUUUAGUCGGAUAAAUUCAUACAAUUAUUUUUUUUUACCGAGGAUUCAAGUUUAAUCUCUGUCUCCAUCCUUUUCUCAUCAAUUUGCCUUGAUAAGUAAGUUCGCUCAUAAUUCAGAGGUUAGUGUCUUGUUUAUGAAAAUUAUCAUCGAAGAAAAUUGUAACUAAACAGAGGCAAUAAAAUGAAUUAAAAAUUAUUUUAAAA
Molecule: messenger RNA, 10671 nt
Organism: Sitodiplosis mosellana (orange wheat blossom midge)
Lineage: Eukaryota; Metazoa; Arthropoda; Insecta; Diptera; Cecidomyiidae
Gene: apolpp
Product: apolipophorins
Exons: 13
Coding region: 444-10409 (3321 amino acids)
Biological process (GO): lipid transport
Molecular function (GO): lipid carrier activity
Source: RefSeq, a predicted model, not a curated record